CCACCUAAUGUUUUCGGUGCUAUAUUCACACUUUGCGAAAAGUGUUUUCCUGUCGCUAUGCAGCUAUAACUGUCUCAGAGCGCACAGAUGUGAUCUGAAUGUGCAAAACGUUUCUCGGUGCAUAUCGCGUUUUGUAGCAUCGGUUGUGUUUGCUACCGAACGUCAAGGGAUCGACUGGGUCACUUCUCCAUGAAGACAGGUGUUCCACUCUCCCAGCGACAAGUCGAAACACCUAACAUUCUAAAUGUUGCUUAAGUUUAUGAAUAUUGAGUAACAUUCCAGACUUCUUUAACCGGCUUGAACUGACAGCCGGUUACGAAGGAUCAAGAUGAGUGCCGUCGCUGCAAUUCGACUCUACAUUGACAAGAUGAUAGAAGAAAGUGGGCCGGGAAUGAAAGUGUUGAUGAUGGAUAAGGAAACCACGACCACAGUGAGUGUCGUAUAUGCUCAGUCAGAAAUGCUGCUCAAGGAAGUGUACCUCUUUGAGAGAAUUGAUGUGUGCGCUGGUACUGAGACUAUGAAGCACAUGAAAUGCAUAGCAUUCCUGCGGCCGAUUCGAGAGAAUGUGGAGCUACUUGUCCAGGAACUCAGAAAUCCCCGCUACGGCCAAUACUAUAUCUAUUUUAGUAACACAGUGAACCGCAGUGACAUCAAAGAGCUUGCGGAGGCUGAUGACCAAGAGUGCAUUCAGGAAGUCAAGGAGUUCUUUGGGGAUUAUGUGGCCUUGGCACCUCACCUAUUUUCAUUCAACCUGACUGGCUGCUUUCAGGGUCAGCGCUGGAGCACGGCUGCCUUUGAGAGGAGCGUUCAGGGCCUGGUGGCACUGCUGCUCAGCCUGCGCAAGGCUCCCGUGGUGCGCUAUCAGUGCAACUCAGAGCCAGCACGGCGGCUAGCUGAAGGUGUCUCGCAAUGGAUGAAAAGAGAAGCCAAGCUCUUUGACUUCAGGAAACCGGAGGUGCCACCUUUGCUGCUAAUCUUGGACCGCAGAAGUGAUGUAGUGACACCACUCCUAAAUCAGUGGACAUAUCAGGCAAUGGUUCACGAGCUGCUAAAAAUCCAAAACAAUCGAGUCAACCUUUCUCAAGUUCCUGGCAUCUCACGAGACCUGCAGGACAUGGUGCUGUCAGAAGAUAAUGACGAGUUCUACAGCAACAACAUGUAUAAGAACUUUGGUGAGAUUGGUUCUAACAUCAAGGACCUCAUGGAAGAGUUCCAAGCCAAGACAAAAAGUCAUGAUAAAGUUGAGUCCAUAGCUGACAUGAAGGCAUUUGUGGAGCACUACCCUCAGUUCAAGAAGAUUCAGGGGACGGUGGCCAAACAUGUCACAUUGGUUGGCGAACUGUCACGCCUAGUCGGUGCCCACAGCCUACUAGAGGUGUCUGAAGUCGAGCAAGAAAUUGUGGCCACCAGGGACCACUCAGACCUUCUCAAGCGAGUGCGAAGCUUGAUUGGCAGCAGCAAAGUGCGUGACAUCGACAGCCUACGUUUGGUCAUUCUGUAUGCCUUGAACUUUGAUAAACAUAGCAGCAACGACAUCAGUGGCCUAGUGCAGCUCCUGAAGAACAGAGGCAUCCCUGAAAAUCUAUUACGAAUGAUACCGGCAGCGCUUGAUUUUCAGGAACGCAGGCUCCAGCCUAACGAUAAGUUCAGUGCCGAUAAUGUGCGUGCCUUUACAAAGAAAGUCAUCAAAGGUCUAAAGGGUGUCGAGAACAUCUACACACAGCAUGUGCCACUUGUCUAUGACAUACUAGAAGACUUGAUGCGAGGUCGGCUAAGAGACAGUGCUUAUCCUCAAGCCUAUGCUCCGUCGGACAGCAGCAACAUUCUGCGCUACCAAGACAUAACAGUGUUCAUUGCGGGUGGAGUGACUUAUGAGGAGUCCCUCUCUGUAUACAAGCUCAAUGUAGCGAACCCUACAGUUCGCAUCAUGUUGGGGGGAACUUGUGUCCACAAUUUCUCAAGCUUCCUGGAUGAACUUCGAGCUGCAUCUAGUGAAUACACAAGGUCGGGAAGACGUCUGUAAGAUUGACAUUCCAUGUUUUCAAUAUGUGCUCUUGUCUGAUUGACAUUAGUGUUUGCGUAUCAUCGGAAGAAGGACUUGCAUUUGGACGUGGAGAGAUAUCUCUUAUUAUUAGGAGGUGGUGUGAAGUGCUGCUGUGAAUGUGAAGAAGUGGGAUGUGGUGGCAUCCUUGGCACUUGUUAAAAGAGGAGUCUUGUUGACACCAACUGCAACUUUGUUAAGCUUGUGUGAAUAUUGUAAAGUUCUUGCUGCAUCUAAAUGUGUGGAAUUAAACAUUGUAUGAAUAAGAACUGUACCCUUCUUCUGUGCUUGAAAUAAAGCUGUCAUAAGGUCCAA
Molecule: messenger RNA, 2356 nt
Organism: Dermacentor andersoni
Lineage: Eukaryota; Metazoa; Arthropoda; Arachnida; Ixodida; Ixodidae
Gene: Vps45
Product: vacuolar protein sorting 45
Biological process (GO): vesicle-mediated transport
Source: RefSeq, a predicted model, not a curated record